Messenger RNA from Cryptotermes secundus, 876 nucleotides. Its product is annotated as probable serine/threonine-protein kinase fhkA. Gene Ontology annotation, biological process: protein phosphorylation. The transcript is spliced from 5 exons. The record is from RefSeq and is a predicted model, not a curated record. NCBI's taxonomy places the organism in Eukaryota, Metazoa, Arthropoda, Insecta, Blattodea, Kalotermitidae. Bases 1 to 876 code for a protein of 291 amino acids. Gene Ontology annotation, molecular function: ATP binding; protein kinase activity.
AUGAAAGAGAUCGACUUGGAGAAACAUUCAGGUGCACAAAGCAGCGUACAAGAAGAGGUGUUCAUCCACAGAAUGGUGAACCAUCUGAACAUCGUCCGGUUUUACGGACAUCGCCACGAAGGAAACCUCAAGUACAUCUUCCUUGAGUCUCUGUCAGGAGGAGACCUCUUUGACUGCAUAACUGAACCUGAUCGUGGCAUAACAAACUCAGCAGGUCAGAGAUAUUUCAAUGAGAUACUUUCAGGAGUGGAGUACCUUCAUAGCCAUGGCAUUGUACAUCGUGGCCUGAAGCCGGAAAAUAUUCUGCUGGAUGAAUACGAUAACCUAAAUAUUUGUGACUUUGGAUUGGCCACUAUAUUCCGGGGGAAAGGAAUGGUAACAGGCAAAGUUCUUGCCACAGCAUAUCCUGAAAAUGUGAUUUACUGUUUAAAUACCAAAGCUAACUUGACCCAAUAUGCAAAUACUGCAACUAAAGAUAAGAUUAAUACCAAAGAGAUUAAUGAUACAUUUAGGCAAGAGAUGUACGUAGAAUUUCUGGAAGAAGAAAUCAUAAACAAAAAAGAGAUUCUUCCAGAGUUGUCAAGUUUCUACCUCAACCCACAAGAUGAAACAAUGAUUCCACAAGAACAAAACCCUGAAGAAGAAAAAACACAAGUAGAAACUGAAGGAAAUGAAGUUCCAUUAGAGCCGAACGGCUUAGAACAAUUACCAGGAAAUUUGGAAGAAAGACGAUAUCCACUUCGGAACAGGAAACAGAAAGAAUUUGCAGAAUUUAUUACCUACUCAGCCAUGCAUAAAGAUGAGUCAGAACCAGUCACAUAUGAAGAGGCACUGUCAUGCUCUGAUAAAUCUAAAUGGAAAGAAGCUAUUCAAUAG